Messenger RNA from Marmota flaviventris (yellow-bellied marmot), 2640 nucleotides. It is a transcript of the gene Znf394, whose product is annotated as zinc finger protein 394. Gene Ontology annotation, molecular function: RNA polymerase II cis-regulatory region sequence-specific DNA binding; DNA-binding transcription factor activity, RNA polymerase II-specific. Gene Ontology annotation, biological process: regulation of transcription by RNA polymerase II. Lineage: Eukaryota; Metazoa; Chordata; Mammalia; Rodentia; Sciuridae. The record is from RefSeq and is a predicted model, not a curated record.
UAUCCCCGGUGCUAGGCGAGUGCCUAGUAGACAGCGGGCUGCGUGGAGUCGGGUGUGUGGGACACGAUUGCCGUGAGCCCUCGCUUUGAGGAGGGCCCAUGAGUUCCUUGGGUUUGCUGUCUUCUCAUCUGAAGGCAAGACUCUGGGAAAGUCAGCAAGUGCCGGAAAAAGAUGGGUUCGAGCUUGUCUGCCCAAAGGCGCGGAUGGCCGCGAGAUCCAGGGUCGCCGCGCAGCCCCUACCUGAGGGGCUUUUCAUAGUGAAGGUGGAGGAAGACUCCCUCGGAGGUCGGGAGUCCGACCCGCCCGGGGCCUGGCAGGACCCCGAAACUUUUCGACAGCAGUUUAGGCAGUUGCGUUACCAGGAGGUGGAUGGACCCGAAGAGGCGCUGAGUCGGCUCAGGGAACUCUGUCGUCGCUGGCUUAGGCCUGAGAUGCGCUCGAAGGAGCAGAUCCUGGAACUGCUGGUGCUGGAGCAGUUCCUGACCAUCCUACCCCACGAACUCCAGGCCUGGGUGCGGGACCACUGCCCAGAGAGUGGGGAAGAGGCUGCGGCUGUGGCGCGGGCUCUCCAGAGAGCGCUGGGCGGGACCUCACCCCCGGGAUUGGUGACACUCAAGGAUGUGGCCAUGUCUCUACCCUGGGAGGAGUGGGAGCAGCUGGACACAGCUCAAAGGGACUUCUGCAGGGAGAAUGUACAGAAGGAUAAUGGGAGCACAGUCCUGCCUAGUUUGGAAACUAAAGCUGAGAACAAAGAGUUGAUUCCAAAAGAAGAAAUUUUAGAAGAAGCAGAGCCACAGGUGUGGCUACAAGAAGUUUCCCAGGGGAAGGCCUCCCUGUUUUCUAAGUGUUACAAUAUGUGUAAGGACAGAGUAGAAAAGCACCCGAGAGACCCUGUGUCAUUGAAACUCAAAAAUUCUGAAGAACAAGGACUCAGAUCAAGAACUAGCAUCUCAGAUCUCAACAGCAGUGGUUCCACAGAAGAGAGAGUCUCCAAAAAUAAUGAAUUUGGGAAUAGUGCUAAAAGUUCCAGCUUUGUCCUUGGUCAGCACAUCCAGACAUCACUGAGGCCAGUUGAUGGUGAGGAACAAGGGAACAAGUGCAAAGAAAGUUUUGAUCAGGUGAAACAUCACAUAGCGAAACCUCACAACUCUGUUGACAGUGAGACCCAGAGAUGGCUCCAUGAAGAAAGACCUUAUAAAUGUGAUCACUGCGAGAAGAGGUUCAAACAGCGCUCAGACCUCCUGAAACACCAGAGGAUUCACACAGGUGAGAAACCCUAUGAAUGCCAAGAAUGUGAGAAAAGCUUCAGACAGAGUGCUGCCCUGAUUAAACACCAGAGGACACACACAGGCGAGAAGCCAUAUACAUGCUUGAAGUGCGGGGAACACUUCAGACAGAGCUCGCAUCUCAAUCGGCAUCAGAGAACCCAUGCUGGAGAGAAGUUCUGUAAAUGUGAGGAAUGUGGGGAGACCUGCCAUGUUUCUAACCUUUUUAGACAUCAGAGACUACAUAAAGGGGAGAGACCCUAUAAAUGUGAAGAGUGUGAGAAGAGCUUCAAACAGCGCUCAGACCUCUUUAAACAUCAGAGAAUCCACACUGGGGAGAAACCUUAUGGAUGUUCUGUCUGUGGGAAAAGCUUCAGUCAGAGUGCAACCCUCAUUAAACACCAGAGAACUCAUACUGGAGAAAAACCUUAUAAAUGUGUUGAAUGUGGGGAAAGCUUUAGACAAAGUACACACCUUGUCCGACACCAAAGGAUCCAUCAAGGUAAAGUCCCAUCACUUUGAAAUGUUUUGCUCACUUGGAUUUAUUUUCGUGUCCAGAAACUAUAUUCUUUGGCAUUUGGAGCAUUCAGUCAUUCAUGAAUCCUGUUUCUGCAGGCAUCCCACACAGGGUACAUUCAGUCCAGCUUGAGUCUCAAGAAAUACUUAUGAUGGAGAACUUCUGUGAAGGAGGAAUGAAUAUAAACCCUCCAAAAGAUUUGUACUUUUUGACAAAAUCUUUCCCGUUUCAAUUACUUCUCUACUUCCCUAAGAAUUUGGGCCCUUGGAAUUGUCUUGCUCUUUAGAUAGUGAAAGAAUUUCAACUACUUCAUAAUUCUAAAAAUACUUGGUAAAUUUCAACACAUACAUGAGAUACUAGUUUUUACAUUUUAAGAUUGUGUAUAGCCCUCUUUCUUUCCCAUUCUAGGAGUCUUGAUUUCUUUUAAAACAAGAAAAAAAAUCAUUACAAACACACACACUUCUGGCACAGUAUCCUUUUAACAGUUUAUUGAAUAGGGUUCAUUAUUUGAUAAUUUUUGGUUUCUGAAAAAGGUUAUCAGUAAACCAUCACUGAACUGUACAUGUAUGGGCUCUUGUAAUACCAAAAAGCCUAAAGCAUUUUUCCUGAGGAGGCUUCUUAUAGUGUGGAAUAUAAAGAAGUGCUCCUGUGGUUUUCCUUGGGGUCUUCAAAAAGAGAGGGCCCUGAGGACAGAGCUGCUUAUUUUGUUAACAGCAGUAUUCAUUGGCAUUAUGUAAUACUCUGCAUUUCUCCAUCAAUUUCCAAGCACCCCUCCAAGGAAUUAAGAACUUACCUUGGGCUGGGGCUGUACCUCACUGGUAGAGCAUUUGCCUAGCAUGUGUGAGGCACUGGCUUCAG